Messenger RNA from Cylicocyclus nassatus, 1236 nucleotides. NCBI's taxonomy places the organism in Eukaryota, Metazoa, Nematoda, Chromadorea, Rhabditida, Strongylidae. The record is from the annotation of a GenBank genome assembly.
AUGUCGCCUCCGCCCUCGUGGCGGAGGAUGGCUUGCAACGAGCCAUCAAAUCCGAUCACCUUUUCCGAAGGGCUUCAAUAUACAGAUCUAGCAGUCCUAGCUCAAGACUCGAGUGUAGAGCUGCGAACAGAAGGUCUAUACAGCGAGCCUUACGACAAGCAUCACAGUUGCAUCUGUCACUACGAACAGUGGACGGAUCAAUCAAGUAUCGAGUUAAUUGUGAAUACGACAAACUUGGUGUCAAUGGACAAUAUGAACAAUUCUUCAGACCACAUGUCGAAGAUGAACGACGAUGUGGCAUCGCGCUUGUUCCCGAAUGCGGACUGGCAGUUUGACGCAACAGACUGGCCGCAUUUCGAAACUCUUACUUACGAAUCGCCUCCGUACUCGCACGAAUUUUAUGCCGGUGAUUUGACACCGACAAGCAUUGGUUAUCCGGUUGAUCUAAACGAAAUAGACGCAGCGCUUGACUGCGAUAUCAGUACGCUGGACGCGUAUCUACACAGCCCCGAUUCUUCUGGUAGUACCGAGAUGUUGCCGCACACGCAGCCCAGUACAAGUAGUCCAAGCACUCAGCCAGCAGCAGUCGCAGCGACAGCCGUAGCACCACAGCCGUCGUCGACAACGCUUGACGCCGAACCGCUCGAGGAGUUCUUCCCCGAUUUGUGCGAAGUUACCACCACCGUACCUUCGGCCCCUCAACGUAACGAACGACGGCGUAAGGUGUCUGUCGCAAGUACUCGCUCCUCGUCUUCCCGAUAUUCGCCCUACUCGAUCGAUUCUUCCAACCUCGAUCCUGAAACAGCCUACAACGAAUACCGUAUCCGACGCGACAAGAACAACCUUGCUUCGCAACGGUCACGACAGAAGCGAGUUGAGAAAUUGCGACAAAUGAAAGAUGAGAAAGAAACUUUGGAACGAAGGAACAUCGAAUUGAAAACGCUGUUGAGCUCUCUUGAGACGCAAGUUGCUGACUAUAAACGUAUGGUCUUAAUGAUUGUGUCAAAGUCUGCGUAAGUGUAUUCUUUGAUGUGCUGGCAGGUAUCGGUUUAUCGUGUUAAUUUUACGGGCUGUAUCUACUUUAAUAUAUUCUCGUUUAAUCAAAUAUUAUGUGUAUCCACUGGUAUGGUGUAUUUAAUCUUUUGUGUUGUUAGUGAGUAGUUGUGUGUUUAUUAUUUAUUAUCGUGGUUAGAUAGUUUGUGAUGUUAAUACGUAUAAUAAAUUAUGAAAAAAAAA